Messenger RNA from Lotus japonicus, 1849 nucleotides. Its product is annotated as aspartic proteinase 36-like. Gene Ontology annotation, biological process: proteolysis. Lineage: Eukaryota; Viridiplantae; Streptophyta; Magnoliopsida; Fabales; Fabaceae. The record is from RefSeq and is a predicted model, not a curated record. The transcript has 10 exons. The coding region runs from base 325 to 1761 and encodes 478 amino acids. Gene Ontology annotation, molecular function: aspartic-type endopeptidase activity.
AAAACGAAAAACAACAAAGAACUCAAUUUAAAAAAACAAUGAAAGAAAAAAUAGUAGAGACGUGUAAAACGAAGUCAAGCCGUGUCGUUUGCCAUUGAAAUAGCUUCCUUCUCACACUCACUGUAUGUUAGUUACUCGGUUGUUUGUUUCCGUUGUUGCAUCAUCCACCACCGCUUUCAAAUUAAAUUAAAUAAUUAUCCAAAAAGCAAAACUCAAAUAUAAAUAGGAAACUGCAGUUGAAUCGAGUUUGAAAACGGUGCAGUGGAUCCAUUUCUCUCAAUUUCUCCUUCUGAAUCUUCAUCAUCUUCUUCAUCGUGAUUGAUCAUGGAUCUGAGAAUUCUGUUGAUUCUGCUACUAGCAGUUGAAAUCUUCUGCGUUGUUGCGAAUGCGAAUUUGGUGUUCCCGGUGCAGCGCCGGCAAGCUAGCUUAACCGGAAUCAAAGCUCACGACUCUAGCCGCCGUGGUCGAAUUCUCUCCGCCGUCGAUUUCAACCUUGGCGGCAAUGGUCUUCCAACUGUAACCGGGCUGUAUUUCACAAAAAUUGGACUUGGUUCACCUUCAAAGGACUACUAUGUGCAAGUUGAUACAGGGAGUGACAUUCUAUGGGUGAAUUGUGUUGAAUGCACUAGAUGCCCCAGGAAAAGCGAUAUCGGAAUUGGCUUGACUCUCUAUGACCCAAAGCGAUCCAAAACUUCGGAGUUUGUUUCCUGUGAGCAUAAUUUUUGCUCUUCGACGUAUGAAGGUCGGAUUCUGGGUUGCAAGGCUGAAAAUCCCUGCCCGUACAGCAUAUCUUAUGGAGAUGGAAGUGCGACGACUGGAUACUAUGUUCAGGAUUAUCUUACUUUUAACCGUGUCAAUGGCAAUCUCCAUACCGCGACUCAAAAUAGCAGCAUCAUUUUUGGGUGUGGCGCUGCACAAUCUGGGACAUUAGCUUCAUCUUCUGAAGAAGCCCUUGAUGGAAUAAUUGGAUUUGGGCAAGCAAAUUCUUCUGUGCUUUCACAGCUUGCUGCAUCUGGAAAGGUGAAAAAAAUAUUUUCACACUGCCUUGACACUAAUGUUGGUGGUGGAAUAUUUUCCAUAGGGGAAGUGGUGGAACCAAAAGUCAAAACAACUCCAUUGGUACCAAAUAUGGCACACUACAAUGUGAUUUUGAAGAAUAUUGAGGUUGAUGGAGAUAUUCUACAGCUUCCGUCAGAUACAUUUGAUUCUGAAAAUGGGAAGGGGACAGUAAUAGAUAGUGGGACAACCUUGGCUUAUCUUCCUAGAAUAGUUUAUGACCAACUAAUGUCCAAGGUUUUGGCCAAGCAACCUCGACUGAAAGUAUAUCUUGUUGAGGAACAAUAUAGCUGUUUUCAGUAUACUGGAAAUGUUGAUAGCGGAUUUCCAAUUGUGAAGCUUCAUUUUGAGGAUUCUCUUUCUCUGACAGUUUAUCCUCACGACUACCUGUUCAAUUAUAAGGGGGAUAGUUACUGGUGUAUUGGCUGGCAGAAAAGUGCUUCAGAAACUAAGAAUGGAAAGGACAUGACCCUUCUUGGAGAUUUCGUGCUCUCAAACAAACUAGUCGUAUAUGACCUUGAAAAUAUGACCAUUGGAUGGACGGACUACAAUUGCUCUUCCAGCAUUAAAGUGAAGGAUGAAAAGACUGGAAUCGUACAUACAGUGGGUGCACACAAGAUUUCUUCAUCUUCUACCUAUAUAGUUGGUAGAAUAUUGACAUUCUUUUUGUUGAUAAGUGCAAUGCUGAACAGUGUAAUUAACUAAGUGUUGAAAAAUGAUAUGAGGGCUUUUAGGCCCUCCACAUUAGAAAAAAGAAAUAUAUGAGUUAUGAAAUUCAUUUGAUUUUGUUGUA